AACCGACAAUCUUUAUCUAAACUGGUAGCGUCGCGUCACAUGGUUUCAGGUCAUGUGCUUUUUUCAUCAAUUUCUUUUUUUUUAUUUUUUUCUUUGAUCUUUUGACUGGAGUUGUUGAAUAUAUAUAUCAAAAGAUUGAAUAAAUAUACCAUUUCAUUGUACAUAUCAUACUAUACAAAUCGUUGUUCAGUCAUGUCUAGGAAACCUCAGUUGGAAGAGAUCGAUGAUGACGAUAUCGAUAAUAUGGAUUUAGAUAUCACUAAAUUCGAUCCAAACUUAAAGACACCUAUUGCACCAUUAAGACCAGAACCAGUAAUUACUAGGUCACAAGAUCAAGAACCACCUUUAUUUCCUCCUUUACCUAUAAAUAAUAAUAUGGUACCACCUGCACCUGUAUCAUCUUCAGGAUCUAAAAAUAGUGCCACUGAUAAAGAUGUGUUGGAUACUAAUAAAUUAAGUAAAGAAGAAAGAGAUCAAAUCAAGAAAUUUCAAAUUGUAUAUCCAUGUUAUUUUGAUUUAAAUAGAUCUCAUGCUGAAGGUAGAAGAGUUUCUACAGAUAGAGCUGUUGAAAAUCCUUUGGCCAAAACCGUAUCUGAUGCAUGUCGUUUCUUUGGUUUACCUGCUAUAUUGGAAUUAGAUAAAUCUCAUCCUCAAGAUUUUGGUAAUCCUGGUAGAGUAAGAGUAAUGUUAAAAGAUACUGAUGGUGUUAGUUUAAUUAAUCCAAGAUAUAAUAAUAAAAGAAAAUUAUUAAAUGAUAUUGCUCAAUAUUUAGAAGAUCAUCCAACUACUUUAGAUAGUGUUGGUACUAAGAGUGGUAUUGCUGUUCCAUCAGAUUUCCAAGGUUAUGUACCAGAAGAACUUCCUCAAGUUAAAGGUCUUAGAAUGAAUACCAUCGUUCCAAUCCAUUCAUAUUAUACUUUAAAACAUCCUAUGACUCAAUCAAUUUACGAUCCAGAACCUGAAUUACCAGAACAACCUCAAAUAAAAGCUCCUGUACCUCCUAAACAACAAAAGAAGAAAGUUAUGAAGAUUAGGGGAUAGAAAAUUUACCUCGCCUAUUUCAAUUCUAAUUUAUGAUUUCAAUCAAUUGCAUACGAUCACUAUUUUUAAACUUUUAUA
Molecule: messenger RNA, 1119 nt
Organism: Scheffersomyces coipomensis
Lineage: Eukaryota; Fungi; Ascomycota; Pichiomycetes; Serinales; Debaryomycetaceae
Gene: SEC65
Product: RNA-binding signal recognition particle subunit
Exons: 1
Coding region: 193-1041 (282 amino acids)
Biological process (GO): SRP-dependent cotranslational protein targeting to membrane, signal sequence recognition; SRP-dependent cotranslational protein targeting to membrane
Cellular component (GO): signal recognition particle, endoplasmic reticulum targeting
Molecular function (GO): 7S RNA binding
Source: RefSeq, a predicted model, not a curated record